AUAAAAAAAAAAAAAAUUAAACUCGCGUUUAAUGCUGCACGCGGCGUGACGGUGACCCGUGGACGCGACACACCAGGCAGAAAACGACGACCGGGUAACGUGUGGAAGACGACGAGCGUUGAACAAACCAGCACCAGCAGUACCGGCGGCGUAGCAAUACAUCGUGGCGAGCGAGGAUCGCGUCAGUCCAACAAUGUCGAACAACAGCCAGAAGCUGCCGACCACCGAGCGGGUUAUAAAAAGUGUACCGUUUCCGCCAGGUCGGAAGUUGACCACCGCUGAAAUAUGGGACUCAAGGACAAACAAACCUCGACCAGACAUAUUGAAACAGCACUUCAUACUCGAGGGUCGGAUAGACGAAGCCGCCGCGUUGCGCAUCGUCAACGAAGGUGCAUCGCUACUCAGAUCCGAAAAAACCAUGAUAGACAUCGAAGCUCCUGUUACUGUUUGUGGCGAUAUUCACGGUCAGUUUUACGAUCUAAUGAAGUUAUUUGAAGUCGGUGGUCCUCCUGCAACAACUAAAUACCUAUUUUUGGGUGAUUACGUGGACAGAGGGUAUUUCAGUAUAGAGUGUGUGCUUUACUUGUGGGCUUUGAAGUUGUGCCAUCCUACUACAUUAUUUCUAUUAAGAGGAAACCACGAAUGUAGACAUCUAACCGAAUACUUCACGUUUAAACAAGAAUGUAAAAUAAAAUAUUCUGAGCGAGUUUAUGAUGCUUGUAUGGAGGCAUUUGAUUGUUUACCUCUUGCUGCGCUCAUGAAUCAACAAUUCCUCUGUGUUCACGGUGGACUCUCGCCAGAAAUACAUAAUCUGGACGAUAUCAGAAGGUUGGACCGAUUCAAAGAGCCACCAGCUUUUGGUCCAAUGUGUGAUCUUCUUUGGUCUGAUCCUCUAGAAGAUUUUGGGAGCGAAAAAAACGCUGAACAUUUCAGUCAUAAUAGCGUUAGAGGCUGUUCAUAUUUUUACAGUUAUGCAGCAUGCUGUGAUUUUCUUCAGAGCAACAAUUUACUAUCCAUCAUAAGAGCACACGAAGCUCAAGACGCAGGAUACCGAAUGUAUAGAAAAAGUCAAACUACGGGUUUUCCAUCUUUAAUCACAAUAUUCUCAGCUCCCAACUACUUAGAUGUAUACAAUAACAAAGCUGCCGUUUUAAAAUAUGAAAAUAAUGUUAUGAACAUCAGACAAUUUAACUGUUCGCCACACCCUUACUGGUUGCCAAACUUCAUGGAUGUAUUUACAUGGUCUUUGCCGUUCGUCGGCGAAAAAGUUACCGAGAUGUUAGUGAAUCUAUUGAAUAUUUGUUCGGACGAUGAAUUAAUGACCGAAGGCGAAGAUACACUUGAAGACGCUGAUGCCAUUGUUGUUAAACCGAUAGUUCCGAAAAUGCCCGCCAAUUUGAGAAAAGAAGUUAUUAGAAAUAAAAUAAGAGCAAUUGGAAAAAUGGCAAGAGUCUUUUCAGUUUUGAGGGAAGAAAGUGAAAGUGUAUUGCAGUUGAAGGGUCUAACUCCGACUGGUGCUCUCCCUCUAGGAGCGCUAUCUGGCGGCAAAACAUCGUUAAAAAAUGCACUUCAAGGUUUCUCUCCUAAUCAUAAGAUUACUUCAUUUGCCGAGGCAAAAGGCCUUGAUGCAAUUAAUGAAAGAAUGCCACCACGCAAAGACACACCGCCAUCCAACCAGUGCUCGCCAUCUAACAUAGCUACAUCAUCGACUACACCAGUGACACCUGUAACAGAAGAUAAAUCGCCAUCCCCAUCAACUACUCAAAAACCAACAUCAUCGGAACAACCAUUAACAAAUACCACUCAUUCAUGAUUGCCAUAAAUUUAGAUUACCUAGCUAUACCAGGAUCUAUGAGCUGUUAUCUUCUUUAUACAGUCUACAGUUUAUUCAAUUCAAUAACUACUAAAAUUACUAUAAUAAUUUAUCAUAUUCAUUUCAAUGGUACAUUUUAAAUUAAAAUAUUUGGCACCUUAAAAAAAA
Messenger RNA from Melanaphis sacchari, 1981 nucleotides. RefSeq names its product serine/threonine-protein phosphatase 2B catalytic subunit 3-like. The record is from RefSeq and is a predicted model, not a curated record. Lineage: Eukaryota; Metazoa; Arthropoda; Insecta; Hemiptera; Aphididae. The transcript has 16 exons. Gene Ontology annotation, cellular component: cytoplasm; calcineurin complex. The coding region runs from base 194 to 1813 and encodes 539 amino acids. Gene Ontology annotation, biological process: calcineurin-mediated signaling. Gene Ontology annotation, molecular function: calmodulin binding; calmodulin-dependent protein phosphatase activity.